AUGCGCAUCCAGCCGACGACGGGGCUUUUCGAUCUGUCGCCACGUCGGUGGCGCCUCGCAGGGGCACUCUGGCUCUGUGCAACGCUCGCAGGUAGUAUCUACUACCUUCUCCUCGUGCAACCGAGGCUCGCCAACGAUCUCCUCUGGUCAAACUACAACGCGUCCGGGUACCAAACCUUCCUCGUCGACGCCCUCAACCAGCUGCUGGAGACAACGCAUGAUGCUUCCUCUGCCGACUUGAGCGCGGUGAUGCUCGAGGCGCGCUACGACAGCCUGCUGACAACCGCGAUCGCACACCCGACUCUGCGCAACAUGUCUCUGGACAUGAUUGAGUGGCUCCCGACGCAGUACUGCUGGGUCGACUUGGACAAAGCGUUCGAGCUCGCCCACACCGAGCGACGGCAAGAGCGCUGCCAGCAGCAGUAUGCUACCAACGGCGCCGUGUACCUCGAGGCCAUCUUUCGCAAUAUCGAUUGGGACGCCUACAUUGCUACGUAUGGCGGUCCCAACUCCAACUUUUGGUUUGCCAUCGUGAGUGGUCUCGAGGCAUCGGUGAGAGGCGUCCGAUGGCUGCAAAGCGUCGCGACUGCGAAGACUACGGUGGCAGAUGAAGUCGCGCACUGGCAGUCGUUUGGCGUCACUGGCUUCCGUUUCCAGUACCAGAAUGGGCACCACCCAGGUCUCGUCGAGACAGCGACGCUUGUCAACGCCCUCGGCAUACCGACAUCUGUGACACUCAAGAGCACCGAGCCCCGCCAAGGCGUUCGUGAAGUCGUCUCGUUUGAGGGCGACAACGGAACGCUGGUCUUGAUCUCGGACGCCUACGAUUCGACGCCGAGUACCUCUAGCAGCAGCAGCAGUCUCAGCCACGCCUCGGCCGGUGUCUACUACAUUGUUGCGUACUCGAGUCUCGUGCUUGGCGCUGUCGCCGUCGCAACCCUAAUCGUUUCGGCAGUGUCGCACGGCGCUGUCUCGGGCAACAACUUCUUUGUCUUCAACCGUAUCGCUGGCUCCACGUGGCUCGGGCGUCCGCUGCUUUUGCUUCGCGGCGCCAGCGCACUGGUGUUGCUCAGCUCGGCACUCAUUGGGCUCGAUCGCGUGCACAACACUUAUGCGCAUCUGGAGCUCUCGACCUGCCCGCUUCUCGAGACGUGCUUCUUGGCGUGGGAAGCGACGUGGAUUGGGUACGUCGUCCACGAGUUGCUCUUACCCCUGCAGAGCCACCGCGCCCGGUCGAUUGGGCUUCUGGGCACAUCACUGACAUGGCUGGCGCUUGUGAUCAUUGACGUUGGCUGGCCCGUCAAUGUGACAGCGACCAUCGAUCGCAAGUGUACCAUUAGCGGCAUCUACUACAACGUCCGAUGCAACAGUGUCACGCUGCAGAUGGGGCAGCUAUCGCGGCUGCGAGUCAUUGGACUGCUCCACUUCAACAUGACGGGGGCGCAUCUCGUUCUCGCCAACUAUUUCAACGAGCGCUCGUUUCUCAAAGGGUCGGUGAUAGCUCUUACCAACAACCAGCAUAUCAACGCUCUUGGUUUCUUCAACCUAUCACAAGCCUCCGUCGCCUUUCCCAUCCAGCAAGGCGCGAGGGUUCAGUACUCGACUCUAACCGCUCUCUCCGAUGCGAUCUCGGGUCUUCGUACCUUGGAUGAGUGUGAUGGCCCGUGGGUCUUUACACAGUACUGCUACCUCGAUUUUGAUCAAAAGUGGGAAAUGGCCAACUCGGUCACGCGCCAAGAGCGAUGCAAGGCGAUGGUCCAUAACGGCGCUGUCUUUCUGGCCUCGCUGCUUAGAAACGUGAACCUGACACUGUAUUGGGGCGAAGAAUUUGAGAUUGGGUUUGGGUCCGAGCUGCGCCAGUCGACGGCCGGCCAAGCUCUUUUAGCGACGUUUACGCCGCCGUACCUCCCGAUCGACGACGAAGCGGCGGUGUGGACUCGGAAAGGCGUCACGUCCUAUACACUGCAGUGGCAAAACUACAAGUCGAUUGGCUUGACAACCUCGUACACCAUUGUCAACGCAUACGGCGCCUCUUAUCCCUUCGCGCUGCAGUCGACGGCCACCUACGCUCGCUUCACGAGCCAGACGUCGUUCAAAAUGUACUGGUCUCUCGCCAACGACCUCGGCAGUCUACUCGAGAACACUUCGACCAUCGGUGGUCAGAGUCUUUUGCGCCCCAGUAGUCGAUUCGCCUAUCAAAAUGCAUCGCUCCAAGAGAUACUGGUGACUGCAAAGGUGCUACCAGUGCUGCCGUGGAGUGCCAACUAUGUGGUCUUGUCGUCGUACCUCGGGCCGUUUGGAUCGAUCGACACGGUCUAUAUCAGCGUGCCAUCGGUCCUGCAAGACGCUAUAGCUGCUUUGGACACUGCGGUGGCGGGCGCGAGGAAGCUCAAUGCGACGUCGUACCUGGGCAUUUCCGACAAGUUUUACACGUUUCCAGCGCCGACUCAGUGGACGGAGACCAUCUACACUGUGAGUGGCUCUGUCUUGUGUCCCGACCAGCCGACCGCGUACGCCGCAAAGUUCUAUUGGAUCCUCGCUGCAGACGCCUUUAACAGAGACUGCGCUACCUCGUAUCCUGCGCUUGGCUUUGUACCGUCGCGCGACCACAUUCUCUUUGGCGUGCUACUUGCCGGUAUCGGUGUGGCGACCAACCCCGUCGACUUGGCGCAGCUACCGACUGUCUUUGCUCUCUACGCUCUCCAAGCCGUCCGAUACGUCACCUACGUCAUGAUCAUGCUCGCAGCCGUGACGUUUGUGCACAUUCUUCUGGCCCGGGGCCACGUCGAGGGUCUCAACAUGUUUGAAAUGAGUCGCGUCGGCGGCAUUGUCUGGGUCGGUCGACCUCUGGUCGCGGUACGGAGCAUCACAGCUCUCUGUCUUCUCUCGACCGCUUCCAUUGAGCUGCAAUCCGACGGUGUCUUGAGCUACUUUGUCACGACGCCUAUCCCGCUCUGGACGACGUGUCUCGCGGCGAAUGAAGUCACGUGGCUCGUCGGUAUCGUCAACGACAUUUCGCUCGUCUGGACGCAAGACCACACGAUCGCCUACGCGACGAUCAACAGUCUGGUCAUGUGGCUCAUCUCGGCGCUUCUGGCAACUCUGGCGCCGGUCCAGGCCACGAUCAUUGUGUCUCCAACCUGUGAGAUGGCUACGCUCGACUACCAAGUAGUGUGCGUCGCUGGAAGUGUCGUGAUUGGGUCGUUGGAGCGACUUCUGACGCUGGUGGGGACCGUGCUGGUCUGCAACGGUGUCUGCUUUGGUCUGGUGCGCUGCCUCUCCAAGAGUGGUCCAAAGCGACUGAGCUCGUCGAUGCUGCUCUGCGGUGGUGCCAAGUACCUCUUUGAGCACCACGAUUGGUUUCUUGGCGGUGUCUACCAUCUCGACCGCGCGUCGGCGGUUCUGAACGGGUUGUUGAGUGUCCGGUAUCAAAAUCAGUGGCUUGUCUUUGACGUCAAGACGUGGUGCGUCCAUACGAUCGACGUCGCGAGCGAUCUUCGCGUGCGCACGUGCGAAAAUAUUGACCUCGUCGACCGUCGUUUUGGCUAUGCUUUACCGCUACGAAAAUGA
Messenger RNA from Saprolegnia parasitica CBS 223.65, 3570 nucleotides. RefSeq lists its product as hypothetical. The transcript has 5 exons. The coding region runs from base 1 to 3570 and encodes 1189 amino acids. The record is from RefSeq and is a predicted model, not a curated record. Lineage: Eukaryota; Oomycota; Saprolegniomycetes; Saprolegniales; Saprolegniaceae.